This is a messenger RNA of Prunus armeniaca (apricot), 2118 nucleotides long. The record is from the annotation of a GenBank genome assembly. Lineage: Eukaryota; Viridiplantae; Streptophyta; Magnoliopsida; Rosales; Rosaceae.
AUGGCUGAUCGCAACUUCGCUCACUGGUUCUCUGUACCUCGCUUGCUCACUGGGUUUGUGUUAAUAGCUUCGACCUUUGCUGUUCUGCCUCUCGUUAGUGGCACCACUGAUGCUUCUGAUGUUCAAGCACUUCAGGUUUUGUACACAUCGGUAAACAGUCCUUCUCAGCUAACUGGUUGGAAAAUUAGUGGCGGUGAUCCAUGUGGAGAAUCAUGGAAAGGGGUAACUUGUGAGGGCUCAGCUGUUGUUUCAAUAGAGGUUUCUGGGUUAGGUCUCAGUGGAACUAUGGGAUACUUGCUUUCUGACCUGUUGUCGUUGAGAAAAUUUGAUUUGAGUGACAACAAUUUUCACGAUACACUCCCGUAUCAGCUACCUCCAAAUCUUACAAGCCUAAAUCUUGCAAGGAACAACUUCACUGGGAAUUUACCUUAUUCCAUUGCUAACAUGGUUUCUCUCGGUUAUUUGAAUGUUAGCCAUAACUCACUAUCCCAGGAUCUAUCUCUUAACAACUUCUCUGGUGAUAUUCCUAAUUCCUUCACUUCAUUGAACAAUCUUUCUUCCCUCUAUGUCCAGAACAAUCAAUUGACUGGUUCCCUCAAUGUUCUUACGGGUUUGCCAUUGACUACUUUAAAUGUCGCCAACAACCAUUUCAACGGGUGGAUACCACACGAGCUUAGUUCAAUUCAUACUUUUAUUUAUGAUGGAAAUGCUUUUAAAAAUGGUCCUGCUCCUCCGCCGCCACCGUAUAACCCACCUCCCCCAGGAAGAUCCGAUAAGAAUCACAAUCAUUCUGGAUCUGGAACACAUCCAGAGCGUUCUGAUGGAAAAUCACAUGACUCAAAAAAAGGGCUGACAGUUGGGGCUUUGGUAGGGAUAAUUCUGGGUUCUGUUGUUGUUGCUCUCAUUAUCUUACUUGCUCUUGCCUUUUGCAUUCGCAAAAAUAAAAGGGAGGACCGUGUUGCAAGAGCUUCAGGGGGAAGUCUCACUGUUCCCACAAGUAAUGUAAACACUGAGAUGCAAGAGCAGAGGGUAAAAAGUGUGGCUACUAUAACUGAUCUCAAGCCCCCACCUGCAGAAAUAUUGGUGGUUGAUAGGUUACAUAAUAAAAAUGGAUCAAUAAAAAGGAUAAAAUCACCUAUCACUGCUACUCCUUAUACGGUUGCUACUCUCCAAACAGCAACAAAUAGCUUUAGUCAAGAAUUUCUUGUUGGUGAAGGUUCUCUUGGUCGUGUAUACAGAGCAGAUUUCCCUAACGGAAAGAUAAUGGCCAUUAAGAAAAUUGACAAUGCAGCACUAUCCUUACAAGAGGAAGAUAAUUUUCUUGAAGCUGUUUCAAAUAUGUCGCGUUUGAGGCAUCCAAACAUUGUUACACUGGCUGGAUAUUGUGCAGAGCAUGGACAGCGUCUUCUAGUUUAUGAGCAUAUAGGAAAUGGGAGCUUGCAUGACAUUCUUCAUUUUGCUGAAGAUGGCAGUAAUACUCUGACUUGGAAUGCCCGUGUUAGGGUAGCACUUGGCACAGCUCGAGCUUUAGAGUACUUGCACGAAGUUUGCUUACCUUCCGUUGUGCAUAGAAACUUCAAGUCAGCAAAUAUUUUACUUGAUGAAGAGCUCAAUCCCCACUUAUCUGACUGUGGUCUAGCUGCUCUGACGCCAAACACAGAGCGACAGGUUUCAACUCAGAUGGUAGGUUCAUUUGGUUAUAGUGCUCCUGAAUUUGCCUUGUCAGGAGUGUACACUGUAAAAAGUGAUGUCUACAGCUUUGGGGUGGUGAUGCUUGAGCUAUUGACUGGUCGCAAGCCACUAGACAGUUCAAGGGUGAGGUCAGAACAAUCCCUUGUGAGAUGGGCUACUCCCCAACUCCAUGAUAUAGAUGCCCUAGCAAAAAUGGUUGAUCCUGCACUAAAUGGCAUGUAUCCUGCGAAGUCUCUUUCACGUUUUGCUGACAUCAUUGCCCUCUGUGUUCAGCCGGAACCUGAAUUUCGGCCUCCCAUGUCUGAAGUUGUACAAGCACUGGUGCGCUUAGUGCAAAGAGCAAGCGUGGUCAAAAGACGUUCCAGUGAUGAAUCUGGUUUUUCGUACAAGACCCCUGAUCAUGAAGCAAUUGACAUGUCAUUUUAA